Molecule: messenger RNA, 950 nt
Organism: Bombus pyrosoma
Lineage: Eukaryota; Metazoa; Arthropoda; Insecta; Hymenoptera; Apidae
Product: distal membrane-arm assembly complex protein 2
Exons: 1
Coding region: 1-840 (279 amino acids)
Source: RefSeq, a predicted model, not a curated record
AUGUUACGUCAACAUUGUACCCGCAUGAUAUUCAAACAAAUUUUUGAGCAUAAAAGUGUUUAUAGACCGUUACAGGUUAACGUGACACGUUCGUUUUAUGAUAACUAUGAAGCUAUCAGUUACUUUAUAAAGUAUUUACGUAAACGACAAAUUACUGUUGGAACAAAAGCAGAAUCUUAUGGCAAACACGUUUACGGUCCACCACUAGGAAUGCUUAUUAAGGUAGAAGCACCUAAUAUGCAUGAUUUUGUUGUAUUACGUCUACAACAUUGGUGGAAACGUCAAAAAGAGAAUUAUAAGGAAUUUAUCGAAAAGCAACAAUAUGAAAAAUAUGUCAAAGCCGGUCCAGAUUUGGCAGCAGCUAAAUAUGUUAUAGAGUGUAGUGGUAAAAUAAGGUUCAAAAAUCACAAUGAAUGGCUAGAUAAAACUAAGAGGAGUGAACUCUCAAAAUUGCCAGAAGAAUAUGAUGAAAACUUUAUUUUAGAGGAAAUAGAUUUCAAUGGAUAUCCUAUACAAUAUGAACAUCUUGAUUUUAUUUUUAAUCUCUAUGAUUUAAGAACACUAAGCUUCAGAGGUUGUAGAACAAUUAAUGAUUGGUCAUUGGAUAAAUUGUCUGUAGAAUUUCCAAAUUUAGAGCAUCUUGACGUAUCAGAAUGUGAAAAUGUAACAGAAAGGGGACUAGAAGCACUAUACAGAAUGCCUAACUUGAAGAAAUUAACUGUAACUAAUUUUAAUGGAUCUGCAGCAUUCGAUUUAACUUGUUUCUUAUUAGAAGAUGUCAAUCCAUAUCUAACAUGUGAAAUUCAACAACCAAAAUACAAAUCUUUACCUAGAAAAUAAUAUAUAUAAGAAAUCUAAUUAAUAAUAAUAGUAUAAUGUACUUUUUAAAGCAUAAAUUCCUAUGUAAUGUAAAAUUGCAGUAUUUACAUAUUACACGUUUUAUGCAAAAA